Messenger RNA from Puntigrus tetrazona (Sumatra barb), 1845 nucleotides. RefSeq names its product coiled-coil domain containing 24 (gene ccdc24). The record is from RefSeq and is a predicted model, not a curated record. The transcript has 9 exons. Bases 112 to 1299 code for a protein of 395 amino acids. Lineage: Eukaryota; Metazoa; Chordata; Actinopteri; Cypriniformes; Cyprinidae.
CUCUGAUACAGGAAGCCACGAUUGUUCUGCUAGGUUCCCCCCAGUAUGGACACACUAAAAGCAUGCCAGUGAUGAUGAGCUUUUGUGCUCAGCUCUGGAAAUAGCGGCCACAUGGACCACUUCCAACGCCAACAAUCUGUGUGGAAUUUAGUCAAGGAAAAUGUUCCCUACUCUGAGCUUCCCGAGAUCCGAGCUCUGCUGGGAGAAACACUGAUUGAUACAUAUACAGAGUUAUAUUCAGAGGUGGAGAUGUGGGAGAAGAUUUGGCAGCAGCUCCGUUGCUCAGAGAAGGGCAGCAGGCCAGGAGCCCCCAUAUUCCCUCUGGCUGACCCCCCAGCUGUUAAAGAGCUGCUAAAAGCAGAGAUUCAGUUGUUGCUGCUCACGCUAAGAGAGAAAGCAGCCAGACAGGGCAGGGAUGAAGAGGAGCUCAUGGCCCGGUACAGUCCUGCUGUGGUGAGUUACGCACUGGGCACACAGAGACAAGGGAGUCCAGGCAGCUGGUGUGAAACAAAAUCACCUUCCAGACCCCCGUCAAGUCUGAGCGAGACUAGAAACAGGUCGGUCUCCAGCCUCUCGUCUCACUCUAGCUGUGAAGAUGAAAUCAAGACUUUAAGACACAAGUUAAACAUCACCCAUAUAGAUGAGGUUGUGACCCAUCUCAGGUCAGUCAUAAUCGAAGAAUCUGAAGCACUGAAAAGAGAUGUGCAGGUCCUGCAGGAAAACCUUGAGGCCGAGAGAGCCAGUGCUCAGACACAACCAGCAUCUCCAGAACCAAGUGUAGCAGAGCUCAAACAGGAACGGAGACUCAUUCAAAGGGAUCUGAAUGAGCGGAGUUUAAUAACCAACAUCACAAAUAAAAAGAGUACCAGAAACCCACAAAUCCACACAAGAGAUAAACGCAAACCUGCUCUCUCUGCAAAUGAUUUGGAGGGUCUGAAAUCAAACUCAACAGUUUCCUACUUGAAACCAUAUCCACCCAGAGACCUAAACCACAUCAGGAGUGAUCCGACCCCAAUGAGCUCCUCAAGCGCUGAAUCCACAAACCCCAUUUCUGCUUUGGAACAAAAGGACAAAGAGUGCAAGCACAGGGCAAAUUCACUAAGAGCUUCAGCCUUCAGACUGGUUCCAGCAGCCUCAAUCAAAGCAUCCGGAUCCGUCAAAGACUUCCUUCUAAAGAUGGAGGUGACUAAAAAUAGUGACCUAGUCUGUCUCCAGCCCGCUCCUCCUGCAGUGCAGAGAACAGCCAGCAGGGGACAGCUGUGCGUUCCUCAGCCUGAAGGUCUGCUCAGUUCUCUGUGAGAACCACCGUAUGCAGCUCUUCACCGUCAGACGUCUUAACAGUUCAGUGUACAUAGGAAGAAAGAAAAAAACGGCGCGAUAAAACACAAAACCACAAUCUGAUCUUUAAAAUAAACUUUAUUUACCAUUUCAAAUUGAACAGUUUACAGCUGACAUGACUAAGACAAUUUCAAUGCUGUUUGGCCCUAAAAUUGAAAAGACACAUGGUUAGAUACUGUACGUUUGAUAAAGUACUGAGCUCAUGUCAUUGUGCUUGUCAUUCUACUUCAGUUUUUUAUAUUGCCAUGAGCACAAAAGUACACACACACAUACACACUAUAUUGUAAAGUCUUUCAGGAUGCAGGGCACGGGAGAGAAAGAUGUAAUUUUUUGCAUUAUUUUCUGUUGCUUUCAAACACGUACAUGUUUAAAGUGCCGUAACAACACGAAAAUACAUCAUGCUGUUUACAUUAACCAAAAUAAUUCACAGUUUCAACUGAGAUAUGCUGAUUCUGUGUAUAGUUUUAAUUAAUACAGCAAUAAAACUGUGCUCAUUUCCAUCUUGGA